Molecule: messenger RNA, 834 nt
Organism: Apaloderma vittatum (bar-tailed trogon)
Lineage: Eukaryota; Metazoa; Chordata; Aves; Trogoniformes; Trogonidae
Product: tesmin-like
Exons: 5
Source: RefSeq, a predicted model, not a curated record
AUGAAGAACCAAAUGGCGCUUGAUUUAAGAUUGGUGACAGGCAGUGAACUUGUAACCGAAAUGUUUGGACAAAAUGGCCACAUUAGUUCUGGAAACUUUAAUCCAGAAGGUGCAGUAGUUAAUAAUUCAAGUGAAGAAGGACUGGUACCUAGUCAAGACCAUUAUUUACACACUGUAAGUGCAGCAGAGGCUUUGCUGGAUCACUACCAGUAUCCACGUAGACUUGAAAUUCAAAAUACAAUCAUGAAAGUUGAAGUCCAUCCACAUGGAGACAGCAGCUGUGACAAUGGAGAUCUUGAAAAAUACAAGGAAUUAAAUCUUCCUGAAGAAGCUGAGCGCACAUAUUCACCCUGUCUGCCUUCCGACGGCAUCCACUUUCUUUCUUCCAUAGCGCUGCAGCACAGCAGCUGCGGCGUUCUGCCUUCAAGCAUUUUCUACCCGGAAGGAACAGUCAAUCAAAAUGUCAGAACGAUACCAGCUGAGGUGAGAGAGGCUGUUAGUAAUGUUAGCGAGAAUCACCAAGACAGAGCAAUUUUUCAGAGUUCAGAUGCCGACAAGCCCGGCUGCAAGUUACUGGCAUUGCACAGUGUAGCAGAGGAUUCCAGAUGUUCACACAGAAAUGAUUCCAACCCUUUAGUUAUCUGCCAGCUGGAAGGAGGUACUCAAAUACUCUGUAUAAACCGUUGUGGCACACAAGAACUAAACCCCGUUCAUCUAAUUCCUGAAUAUCACAGCCAACAUAGUUAUCUUCAAUCAGAUGUACACAACCCUGUAACAGCUGUGCUGGGCCAGUUGUUGCCCGUUCCUGGUGAACUGGUUCUGAAUGAACAAGAG